Messenger RNA from Funneliformis geosporum, 2037 nucleotides. The record is from the annotation of a GenBank genome assembly. NCBI's taxonomy places the organism in Eukaryota, Fungi, Glomeromycota, Glomeromycetes, Glomerales, Glomeraceae.
AUGCUAUUUAGGAUAAGAUUUCAAAUUCUUCGUAACCCUAGAUUGCGACAAUCGUCAUCUGUAAUGCAACGAAGGUUAUUCAACUCGAAUUUGAAUUUGAUAAAACGUCAAUCAACGUCACCAAUAGGAUCGGAAACGAACCUGGUUCCGAUGGAAUCGAUCGACAACAAUGUAGGUCAAUCAUUGACGACGAUAUGGACGGAUCAAGAAUUAAAGACCCUUUUUGAUGCUUUCUUUAAACAUGGUGAAAAUUGGAGACUUAUUUCUAAAGAGUACUUUCAGCAUCGUCGAAAGCUUUUGUCAAUAAAAAACAAAUGGAAACUUUAUGGGACCGAAGAAGGUGUAAAGUUGCUUGAAGGUUCUAAACAUGGUAAAUAUUGGAAGUUGAUGUUUAAGAAAUAUUUUCAAGCAAAUCAAACUUGGAAUGGUUUUGUGAAUUGGACUAAAGAGGAGGAGAGGAUACUUAAAGAUGAUGUUUCAAAACAUGGAGAUGAUUGGGAGUUUAUCUUUAAAGAGUACUUUGAAAAACCUCGGGAAUUAGAAAGUAAAUGUAAUUCUCAUUUGUCUUUGCCUUGGGCAAAGAAUGAAAUAAAAUUACUUGAAGAUUCUGUCUCUAAACAUGGUAAAGAUUGGAAGUUCAUAUCCAAAGAAUACUUUCAAGAAAGUCGAACACCUUUGGGAUUAUGCAAUAAAUGGAAACGUACUAAUAUUUGGACCAAAGUGGAACAAGUUAAACUCGAAGAUGCCGUUUUAAAACAUGGAAAAGAUUGGGAAUUUAUUUCCAAAGAGUACUUUGAAACGAAACAUUCAACUCGAAAACUAAAAAGCAAAUGGAAAUCUUUUUUUAAGGGUAGGACACUUGGAGAUGCCGUCAAGGAAUACUUUCCAGUAAGUCGAACACCUUCGUCAUUAAAACAUAGAUGGGAACGUUCUAUUAAUUAUUUGACCGAAGAAGAAGUAAGGAUACUUCAAGAUGCGGUUUCAAAACACGGAAAAGAUUGGGAAUACAUUUCCAAAGAAUACUUUCAAACGAUUAAGACACCUAGGCUAUUAGAAAAUAAGUGGAACAAUCAUUGGACGGAUGAUGAAGUAAGGAAACUUGGAGAUGCUGUCGCCAAACAUGGCGAAUGUUGGAAUUUAAUAUCAAAGAAAUACUUUGAAGCAAGUCGAACAAUUUCGUCAAUAAAUCAUAAGUGGGUACGUUCUAUUAAAAAUUUGACUGAAGAAGAAGUAAGGAUACUUAUUUAUGCGAUUAAAAAACAUGGAGAGGAUUGGGAAUUUAUUUCUAAAGAGUAUUUUCAAAUGGAUCGGACACCUCGGGAAAUUUCUAAAGAGUAUUUUCAAAUGAAUCGGUCACCUCGGGAAUUAGAAGUCAAAUGGAAAACUCUUCUUAAGCGUUGGACGGAGAAAGAAAUAAGGAAACUUAGAGAUGCCGUAUCUAAGCAUGGUAAAGAUUGGCAGUUAAUAUCCAAGGAAUAUUUUCAAGCAAAUCGAACAGUUUCGUCAUUAGAAGAUAAACAUAGUAGAAGUGAAGAAGGUAACAUGCGAUUUGAUAUGAUCAAAGAGCAUGGCACUGACCAGGAAAAAAUCUUUGAUUUGAAAACAAACAUAGAGAAUCAAGAAAUUUAUGAUACAAAAUCAACAAACGAUAACUAUACAAAUAUGAGGAAUCAAGAAUUUUAUAAUGCGGUCAAGCCAUAUCGUAAACGAAAUAAACAUUCGUGGACCCGAGAAGAAGAACAGACUUUACCAAAACUAAUUAAAAAUCAUGGAAUUAAAAUAGCUGCCGAAAUGUUGAAUCGGUCUAAAAGGUCACUAUAUUCCCAUUAUAGGAACAAAGAACAUUAUUGUGAUUCGUUAAUGAAUAUACAGGAGAAAUCGAAUACGAUUUCGAAGAAAUUUCAAAAGGUUUCGGAUGUUGGCGUUGCGAAAGAUAUAGAGACUUCGUGGAUAAGAAAUUUGGAUGAAAGCUCUACAUAUAAAUCAAGUUUACAACGAUGCAGAAUAAAUUGGCAGCAGCUUUGUUUACAAAAUUGA